Messenger RNA from Spirodela intermedia, 4746 nucleotides. Lineage: Eukaryota; Viridiplantae; Streptophyta; Magnoliopsida; Alismatales; Araceae. The record is from the annotation of a GenBank genome assembly.
AUGGCGACUGCGGGGUCUGGGGGUAAGAAGAUCACGCUGAAGAGCUCCGAUGGGGAAGAGUUCGAGGUGGAGGAGACGGUGGCGAUGGAGUCGCAGACCAUCAAGCACAUGAUCGAGGACGACUGCGCAGACAACGGAAUCCCUCUGCCCAAUGUCACCAGCAAGAUCCUCUCGAAGGUGAUCGAGUACUGCAAGAAGCAUGUGGAGGCCAGUGCUGCCGCGUCCAACACGAAGACUUCCGAUGGUGUCUCCUUAGGCGGGGAGCGGGGGAUCGAAGACGAGCUUAAGGGCUGGGACGCUGACUUUGUCAAGGUGGACCAAGCCACUCUUUUCGACCUCAUCCUGGUAAGGUUAUUCGGGUGCCGAUCGCACCAAUUGGUCCCUUUUUUGCUGGUUUUCAAUUGUAUUCAUUAUCUCGAUUAUAUUAUUGCGUUCAGUUUAGGUUUUCGUUUCCGCUGAUGUGAUGCAACAUCUGAGAGGUUGGUCUCCGCGAGGAAUCAAUUUCCUUUCUAUCAUCUCGUCUUUAGUGCACAAAAAGGGUUAUCCCCUUUUUUCGAUCUCGACUUGAAUUUACCUUGUCGUCAAAUUCUUGAUGCCAAUUGUGCUUGGAUAGAAUUAGGUUCUUGUUUGACAUGUUUCAUAGGAAAACUCUAUGCAGGGGCUAUUCAUUACUUAGACUCCUUGUUUGGGAGGGAAAUCAUGUAAUGCUUGUCGAACUCGAAGAAAGCCAGCUAUACGAUGUGAAUGAUUUUGGAUUCAUCUGUUGUGUUACCAUUUGGAAAGGAGCGAUUUCUGAAAAUUUCCGUGAAUGUGAAGACUAAAAAUAUAUGGCUUGUGUGUUACAGAUUUUUCAUAUUCAUCAAAGAGCUUGAAUUAUUCAGGAUAACCAGGCAGAUGGAUGAACUUAUCAUUUGUUGUGUCUUUAUUUCGGGUUCUACAGUGUGCCCAAUGAUGGGGAGCUGUGAAAUUGGUACCCAAGGAAAAUACAUAUUGUAAGGGGAUCCAUUUUAUCCAUUGUAAGAGGUUUAGGAUUGCGGUUUCGAAAUGAAUUAUUAACGUCUUGAUGCAGCAUCAUCAGUUAAACAGCUAGUUGCUGGCAUAGAAGGAAUUUUGCGCAGACGUGGUUAGAGGUUUACUCCCCAAAAAAUUUCCAAGUGCGAUGUUAUUAUAGGUGCCUCAGUUAAGGGCCGUCAGCUUUAGAAGAGUUUUUUUGAUUACCGAUUGCCUUUGCGUCGAUUUUUUCUUUAAAAUUCUAGCUGGUCGUUAUGUGUCUGUUUUUUUUUGGCAAUGAUUUAUGAUAAGCUUCCAAACCUGCCUUGGAAGGCUCCUUGGAAAUGCGUUUAUCUGGUACUUCUAAUUUGUCAUUCGGAGAUUACAAUUUGAGGCCGUACAGUAGUAAUCUGAAAUCAGUUUUUGGAAGUGGCAUACGUGGAUAUAAGUCCCAGCAUGAUAUUUAAGGUGACUUUCGUCACGUUUUCUCUAAUUGUUGUGAUCUAGACACAAGUAAAAAUUUGGUCAUUUCAACAAUGUUAAACUGCGAACCGUGAUGUGAGGGGAUUAUGUAAUACACGUGAAGGUAAGGUUAUUUCUUUAUCUUUUAAGGCAAUGAAGGAAACAGAAGUAUAACCCUUGGUGGUUCACUUGUUAUGACUAUUUUAUGUCUCAUUUUUUUAUGUCAAGCCAAAGGACGUUGUGAAGAAUAUGGUGAAAUAUUGUGGGAAAAUUGGGAUGGUGAACCCCUGAAUAUAUGUCUUUAAAACAAAUUAGUCGUGGUGUAUUUGUCGGUACUUGAAGAGAUCACAUGUCUUAUAUCUUUUUUAUUGUCCUUUGUUGAUAAAUCUGCGUUAAUCCUCACGCCAACAUUAUGAAAGAAAAUAUUCGGAAGUGCAGGAAAUGUACUACUUGUCUUAUUUUCUUUAUAAUACGUGGAAAUUGUCCCUCUUUUGUAUAGUUUUUGCUUGAACUUGGUGUAUCUUUUUUUUUUUGGCGAUAUGAAUCAGAUUUUUAAUAUUAAAAUAAUUCAUGAUAUGCAAACCCGUCCAUAUCGAGAAAGUAUCCACUAUGAGAAGGAAUUCACAGUAGUAUUAAUCACAGAACCAUAUGCUGACACCGUAUACUGCCAAUGCAUUAAUCACAGAAGUAUCUUUCUUUUAGUUUCACUUGUUUUCAUCGACAUCAUCAAUCGCCUCGCAGAAUGCUGCAGUCUACAAUGAAUCAUUGCUUGCUUAUGUCUUCGUGUGUGGUAGCAGCAUGAAGAUUAACUACCUGUCCUCGCAGAAUGCUGCAGUCUACAAUGAAUCAUUGCUUGCUUAUGUCUUCGUGUGUGGCAGCAGCAUGAAGAUUUACUACCUGUCCUCAGUGGUUCGGCAGUCCCAUAAUUACUUCUGUUCUUGUUUGACCCCCAUUAGAGAGUGAUAUCCCAUGAUUCAGAAGUGAACACAUUCUUUGAAUCUAAACUUGUAAUGAGAAAGUAUAAUUUUGUCCCAUUUCAAAGCGAUAGUGCGGUUCCUUCCUCAAACAUCUCCUGUUUCUAUGAUGCUGCUUUGACCACAAAUAUCUGAAUAAAGACUCUUCUCUUAUCACUUUGAGUUUCCACUCAAAAGGUAUUAUUCAUUCUGGAUCUUUUAUCCAAAAGAAUCUUGUCUCCCCAAAUCCCAACCCCACCCGUGUGAAUCCCUUAGGUUGAUCUAAGAAAUCUUCUACCCACUGGUUCCCUUCCUGACAACCUCUUACUUUCUUCUCUUGGAUCGACCUUCCUUUUGUUUGUAAGCUACAAAAAAUAUCUUCAUUGCCCUUUACGUAGAUUUCUGCAGGAGUUAAUGUCCCCAGACGGUUAGACCUAUGGCAGUAAUCUUAUGCUCGCCAAGCGUGUAAAUGGCACAGAAAAUAUGAAUCCUUCCGGUGUGGAAUUCAGUCUCUCCAGGAAUCACUCUCCAGUGUGAAUGGUCUGUUCUGUACCAAUAUUGAACUUCUAUGAACUCGAAGGAAGAUUUUGAAUUUUUGGGCAGAUGAUGAAGUUAUAGAUCUUUGGACCGAUGAUGAAGAAUCAAGAGAUACUCGUUGGAGACAUCAUUUUCUGUGUUGUUGGAGAUAUUUGAUCCAUAUAUUCUUUCCCUAGUUGUCCCUUUUUUGUUAUUCAUCAGUUGUGUGAUGACCACCCAACCAGUGGUGCGAUUUCGGUAGUCUCAAUGAGUAUCCUUCAUCACCUCCUUAUGCCAUUGCUGUUCAUUUGCUCAUUUGUGUUCUGUACUUCGCUGUUGUUGAAUCUCCCAGUCAAACUUGCCUCUCCUAUUCAUUGGUUUAUGAAUUUUGGAAAAUUGAAUAAUAAAUUAUUUGUCAUCGUAGAUCCAACAGCCGCAGUAGAUCUGCAACCUCUUCUGGUAAUAUCCGUUUGCCACAUUCGAAGAGAGUGUCUCUCCAUACCGCCCAUCUCAAAUAUCCUUGAUAUGUAUAUCGUUCCCCCCCUCUGCAGAUGUGAUGGAGAUGUGGAUUGAUACUAGUGAAGAUAGUUGAUGGGGAAUGAGGAACCAGUGGAAACUUAGAGAAAAAUAUGGUUUCAAUGCGCAUCAUUGGCAUUAUAAAUUCACAACUGGUGGUGGAAAAAUUGUAGUGAUCUAUAUAUGUUGCACGCCUUAAUCCGGCAGCAUGUUUCUUCACUUUGAUUCUCUCCCCCACCGAGUGAAGCUUUUGGGUAGGAACUCUAGUCUGCCCCAAUCCCCCUCCUCUCUAUAUCUCUCAAUCAAACUCUUACACCCGACUCGAGAAUGUCCAAUAAAUGCAUCGGUAUUUGCUUGCAUAUGGUAGCAAGCUCCUCCUUUUCUCGUCUCUUGCUCCUCUUUUUCCUCUUUUUUGCCUGAAAAAGGAAUAUCUGGUGGGGAUUCUAAUUUCCCUAUUUUAUAUAUAUAUAUAUAUAUAUAUAUCCUUUUUUUAACAAUUUUCAAGUCGGCCCAGAUUUCCUGGACUAGUCGGCAUGCUUUUGCUUCCAUGCCUCCGGCUGGCUUUUCACUGUCACUGCAAUCGCCAUCUCCCUCGGUAAAUCUUGUUGAAGCCAUCCAUCCAUCCAUCCAUCCAUCCAUGGCAUCUCCGUUCAUGGGUGGGGUAUUAUCUGUCCUGAUUUCUCUUUAUUAGCUUUGGCCGAUAUUUACCCAAAAAAUUGUUGCCAGAAAAUAUGAACUGCCCUUUUGCCCCACAAUGUUUAAUUCGUGGAUUAGAUAGGAAAAGAAUAUCACCAGAAAUACGAAGUGAAGUUGGGAAGGAUCGCUCGAGUUGUGAAGUAGGUUGCCAUAGAAGACCCAUGGUGGAUGGCAAUCCCUUAUCCGAGCGUCGUCCUUUCCCUUCACUUUCUCUCUCUAGAAACAGAAGGAUUCCCGGGUCUUUGAGAAGAAGUUUAUCUGCUCCCCACAGUGAUUUAUCUGCUCCUUCCAUCACUACUUCCGAGUCAUCUCUGUUUUCCUCUUUUCUUUUCUUUUUUUUAACUAGAAAUGGUGAUUUUUCUUGGGAUGGAUGGAUGGAUGGAUGGAUGCGUUGGACAUGUCUGUGGUUUGAUUGUUGCCAAUUUGUGUGGCGUUACAGGCGGCGAACUACCUGAACAUAAAGAGCUUGCUGGAUCUGACCUGCCAGACGGUGGCCGACAUGAUCAAGGGGAAGACCCCGGAGGAGAUCCGCAAGACCUUCAACAUCAAGAACGACUUCACCCCCGAGGAGGAGGAGGAGGUCCGGCGGGAGAACGCCUGGGCUUUCGAGUGA